Molecule: messenger RNA, 445 nt
Organism: Carcharodon carcharias (great white shark)
Lineage: Eukaryota; Metazoa; Chordata; Chondrichthyes; Lamniformes; Lamnidae
Product: 40S ribosomal protein S26-like
Exons: 1
Coding region: 34-384 (116 amino acids)
Biological process (GO): translation
Cellular component (GO): cytosolic small ribosomal subunit; ribosome
Molecular function (GO): structural constituent of ribosome; mRNA binding
Source: RefSeq, a predicted model, not a curated record
GGAUUCACUGUGUCUUUGUGAUUUGUGCUAAAGAUGACUAAGAAGCGAAGAAAUAACGGACGUGCAAAGAAAGGCCAUGGCCACGUCCAGCCCAUUAGGUGCACAAACUGUGCCCGCUGCGUCCCCAAAGACAAAGCCAUUAAGAAGUUUGUCAUCCGUAACAUUGUGGAGGCUGCUGCAGUUCGAGAUAUUUCAGAGGCCAGUGUCUUUGAUGUAUAUGUGUUGCCCAAGCUGUAUGUGAAAUUGCAUUACUGUGUCAGCUGUGCCAUCCACAGCAAGGUGGUAAGAAAUCGUUCACGAGAGGCCAGAAAGGACCGAAUUCCACCUCCACGUUUCAGGCCAGGCGCCAGUAUCCCACGUGGACCUUCUCAGAAGCCUAUGUAAACAUGAGCGAAUCCUAUAAUUUGGUUUGAAGUAAUAAAAAUGUUGGACCAUUAAAAAAAAA